AUGAACGCUCACACAUCUGCACCGACCUCUGGACCUCUGCGUCCUGUCCUUCCGAAGGAUAACACGCGCUACGACCAAUACACCACUCUUCCUCAGCUUGGGCUCAAUGGUGGGGGACUGAUCCCCGUCGGUGGGCUCCGACAUGCUGCCCCGCCCGCUCGCGGGAGCUGGGUGGCCUUCAUUAACCCAGAAGGCAAGGCGUACUUCCUCCACGUCGAGAGCGCUCAGAUCGCGGUCGUGACGGAGGCGGACCUGAACGACAGGACCAUGCUCGAGCGCGCCUCGCUCUGGGUCGCCCAUCUCCGCGGCCUCGCGGACAGCCUGGUGGCUGACCCUCAUUCGGCGGAGGCAUUUAUCAGCAUCAGCGGGGAUGAGAGUGCUCAUUCGUGUGAGUAUUACAUAGUGGACCAUGCCGCACGCCAGGUCUUCUGGCUCGAGGAGGUGAGCAGCGACGACGUGGGCUUGCACGGAGCCGUGUCAGAUCAUCAUCUCCACGUGCUGCUGGAGGAGCAGUAUUGGACGCACCUGUGCUAUUUCCCGAUGCAUCGUCCGCCCGUCACGGAUGACGUGUUCUACACGCUCAUGACCACGCUGUCGUAUGGAAUCGUCGACGCGAUGACUUCAAGCACUUCCACGGUCUUUAUGAGUGGGAAUGCCCCCGAGUUGAACACAUACCUCUCCGUCCUGGAGCGCUUCAAGUCGAGGGACUUGCGUGAUGGGAAUACGACUUGGAUCGUUGCCCGAAUCUGGCAAGCCAUCUACCAUCAACGCAUCUUGAUACACUACGGAGAAGUGCUUGCCCGUAUCGACCACGAGCAGACUGUCCACGAGGUUGCAGUCCCAUCUAAUGAGACUCUAGCCAUCAUUCUGGCUACACUCACUUUCGGCUUCUCUCGACGCCACCAACGACAGUUGGACGACGCGUUCACGGAUGAAGUCAUCUUCUAUAGUCGCUGGCAAGCUCUCGUCAAGAGCCUGAACGCAGAGUGGGCCUCCUCCAUUCACGGAAGCCUGAUAAGUAUCCUCCUGCAUUUCCCGCUGGUGGCUAUCACGGUGCCCAUCAUGCCCGAUGUUACGCUCCCAGCUUCGAUCGCCCUUUCCGUCUCGGGACUCCUCUCUGGCUGUGUCCUGAGUCAAAUCGGGUCAGAAUUGGAAGAAUUCAACUCCAGUGCUGCUGUGCGUUCCCGCUUGAGAAUGAAAUCAAACAGAAUGAUCUUGACCAUCUGCAGUCCACUGGCAUUCGUGUACGCCCUCCCGCGUGCAUUCCAGAUCUGGGGCACCCUCGCGCUCGGCGUCAACUGGGUUGCGGUGGCCAUCGUCCAUCUCGGACAGAUCCCGGCCCUGGUCCUCGUCGCACUGCUGUGCCUGGUGAUGCUCUUGUCCGCUGGUCUUUUGCGGGUGCUCGAGGCACAGAUCGAACAGAUUACGGAUAGGGUCGGGAGUAUGUGGGCCAGACGGGUACACAGUGGAGAGUAUCAGUUGAUGGUGUAG
This is a messenger RNA of Mycena citricolor, 1491 nucleotides long. The record is from the annotation of a GenBank genome assembly. NCBI's taxonomy places the organism in Eukaryota, Fungi, Basidiomycota, Agaricomycetes, Agaricales, Mycenaceae.